This is a messenger RNA of Aspergillus fijiensis CBS 313.89, 1834 nucleotides long. RefSeq lists its product as uncharacterized. The transcript has 2 exons. The record is from RefSeq and is a predicted model, not a curated record. Bases 441 to 1685 code for a protein of 414 amino acids. Lineage: Eukaryota; Fungi; Ascomycota; Eurotiomycetes; Eurotiales; Aspergillaceae.
AUGCCAAGGCUGAAUCUAUAAUUAGAAAAGCCCUUCAAUUUCAGAACCCCUCAAAUCAAAUCAAAUCAAAUCAAUAAUGCAAGUCAAUCAAUCAUUCAAUCAACACCACCACCAACGAUCUUGACUUUUCUUCCGUUUUCUAUCCUUAGACUCUCUAUUCAUCUUCUUUGAGCCUCGUGGACGACAGAGCAUCAUCAUCAUCAUCACCAUCAGUCCCACUGAUUGACACCAACACGAGGAAUCAUUCCAUUUCGUCUGAUCCGUGAUCGGCGGUUUCAGUCCCUCCAGCAUCUCCAUCCCCGUUUCAGAUGCCUCGUUCAUCUUAUCAGCGACAGUUCACUGCCCUCGUCCGGUCCGCCUAGAAGGUCCAAACCUUCAUCGUCCUCCGCACCAUACAACGACCCGAAAGUACAAACAAACACAAAAAGACCCCCAAAGCCAUGGCAUACUCCCUCCCCACGCCUUUCACCCCCAACAACAGCGAAUUCGCUGCCCUCGACCCAUCGCGCGUCCCUGAUGGCACCAUAUCCAUCACCGCUCUGGCUCGCUUCGAAUUCGAAGCCGGCAAGGGCAACGACGGAACCAAGAUCCUGAUGAUCGAGUGGGAAGACGACGAUCUCAACCGAACAGGUCCUUCAACGGAUAACAACAACAACACUAAAGGCGGCGGCUCAUGGCACGUCGCCUGGGAAGGGAAACAGGCGGUCCUCCCCGCCGACGAGAAGACCAAGGACAACACGCGCCGGUUCUACUUCCUCCUCCCGCCGCACGUCACCAUCCCUCCGACCGUGACGCUCUUCUACGAAGCCGCCCCCGCCGAUCACGACCAAAAUACUGCUGCUGCGGCGGCGGCGACGACGGGAAAGGCCCCCGAGCCGCUGCAUCUGAACCCCUUACCCGCCAUCUUCCCGCCGGAGCUGGGGGCGGACGGCCGCUCCGCAGGCAAGAAGGGGGUGCUGCACACCAUCUGGGCGAAGAAACGACUGCAGGUGCUGGACAAGGAGAUCCGCGACGAGUGUCUGGCGAAUGUUGAGGGGAUCGCGCUGCACAUGGCCCUGCAGGAGAAGGAGUGGAUCGAGACCAACUUCGGGGUCUCGUUGACAGAGCGCAGUCCGCCGGCCAGCCAUCCGGAUCCGCACUAUCCCAUGGGUCCGGCGACCCCGGUGUCGCCCAGUACCACAGGUGGGGGGAAGCUGGGGGAGAAGCUCCGGGGGUUGAAGUUGCAGACGGGUGAGAAGGAACUAUCGCCGAAGGGAGAGGGCCACGCCGCCACGGCCCGCCAUCUCCUCUCCCCGCAGUCCCCAGACGUCGCCGUCUCCUCCUUCACCUCCUUCCACACUCUCCACAGCAACACCAACAACAACACCACCACCACCAACAACAACAACAAGCAUCAACCAACCCAACCCCCCUCCGACCCGCCCACCCGCCCCAUCAUCGUCCACUACCCCCCCGAAUCCCUCCAAACCCACCAAUCCCCUGACUCCCACCACCAGCACCACCUACAACAAAACCACCAGCACCACCUCCACCACACCGGCUUCACCUCAAUAGGCUCGUUGACACACACCCACCCCUCCAGCGCCGAAUCCGGCGAGGAGCUCUUCGCCAAAGCCCUGAGUCCCCGCACGCCCGACCUGCCCCGGAGUCCAUUCUCCUUCAGCCCGGGGACCCUACAUAUGUGAGAUUAGUCCUUUCUCAAUAUUCUGCAUCUGCGACUUGGGUUAGGCUCUGUGUUAUUCUCUGGAAGGUUUGUUCUCGUCUAUAAAUAAGCCUAGCAUGCAUUUACUACAUCACCUUCGUUUUUUUGUUUUUGACUCUCUGCAUGAUGCUG